GGCAUGUCAAAGGUCACACAGAGUACAGGCUAGCUGAGCAGCAAGAGAACUCUUGAUGCAAGCGGGUGAUUUGUUCAUAUUUGCUUCUUUGAUACACUUAGGGAAGGUUUUGCAAUGAUUGAAAUACUGAUGAGUGUCGUCCCUGAGGGGCUGGGGUAUCCCCUGGCAGUAUCAGCUAUACUUGGUCUGUUGCUUUACAUUGUACUAGGCAAGCCCUCUUCCAUGAAGAAGCAGAUGGAAUCAUCCAAUCCUGUGACAGAGUCAUCAUCAUGUGAUACAGACGUUCUCAUCGUUGGCUCUGGCAUCCUCGGGUCAGCCAUGGCUACGGUGCUGGCCAGAGAUGGCCGGAAAGUGACCGUCAUAGAAAGAGACAUGAAAGAGCCGGACAGGAUAGUUGGAGAACUGCUGCAGCCAGGUGGUUACAGGGCCCUAACUGAUCUAGGAUUAAAAGAUUGUGUAGAAGGCCUUGAUGAACACACGGUCAAAGGUUACGUCAUCCAUGACCUCAAGUCCGGCGCCCAGGUUGUGGUUCCUUAUCCCAAGGACAAGGAUUCAGGGUCUCCAAUCACCGGCAGAUCAUUCCAUCAUGGCAGGUUUAUCAUGGGUCUCCGUAAAGCAGCUCUAGCUGAAGAAAGAGUAUCAUACAUUGAAGGCAGUGCAUCUAGAAUUUUGGAGGAGAAUGGUAGAGUCGUUGGAGUGUCAUAUAAACUCAAAGGAACCCAAGACCUCAAGGAGAUGAAAGCUGCCCUCACCAUCAUCGCUGAUGGCUGCUUCUCUAAGUUCCGCAAGCAGCUCACCACCACCCUCCCCCAGACGACCUCCCACUUUGUAGGAACCCUGAUGCACCACUGCCCCCAGUACGAGGCUCACCACGCCGAGCUGGUCCUGGCCGAUCCCUCUCCUGUACUCAUCUACCAGAUCUCUUCGGAGGAUACAAGGGUACUGGUCGAUGUGAGAGGGGACAUGCCCAAAGAUGUCAAGCAGUAUAUGAUGGACAAGGUCUUUCCACAGUUACCAGAACACAUCAAGGAGCCCUUUGCAGAUGCUAUUCAAAAUGGUCGCAUCCGCAGCAUGCCAAACAGCUUUUUACCACCUGCACCAGUAGAGAAGCAAGGUGCUCUGCUGCUGGGUGAUGCAUACAACAUGAGACAUCCGCUGACGGGAGGUGGCAUGAGUGUGGCGCUCAAUGACGUCAAGAUAUGGAGAGAGCUCUUCAAAUCAAUACCAAACUUAGGUGAUGAUAAGGCCUUAUCACGCGCCCUGAGAAUGUUCCAUUGGAAAAGGAAGUCUACUCAUGCAUUUGUUGUUAACGUUCUGGCUCAGGCUUUGUAUGAAUUAUUUGCUGCUACAGAUGUUCAUCUGAUGAAGCUUCGUGAGGCAUGUUUUAAGUAUUUUGAGCUCGGAGGACAAGCAGUGGAGGGGCCUGUAGGAUUACUCUCUGUACUGACGCCCAACCCAUUCCUACUUAUCGGACAUUUCUUUGCUGUGGCCCUCUACGCCAUCUACUUUGCAUUCCUAGACCAACCGUGGUACCUCAAACCCCUGGCUAUCUACGAGUCUUCUCUCAUCUUCUUCAAGGCCUGCGGUGUUCUCUUCCCUCUCAUGAGAUCAGAGUUUUACAUGGUGAUGAGGAGUUGAUACCAUCAUCGUAAAUCACAGCAUUUUAUCAGAACAAUCCUUGUUAAAAAUAAAGUUGAGUAAUGGUCAUCCGAUUGCAUUGUGAAAGAAAAGGUGUGGAAUGGAUCAGGAAAAGUUGAUCAUGUAGCAUGUAAG
Molecule: messenger RNA, 1773 nt
Organism: Strongylocentrotus purpuratus (purple sea urchin)
Lineage: Eukaryota; Metazoa; Echinodermata; Echinoidea; Camarodonta; Strongylocentrotidae
Gene: sqle
Product: squalene monooxygenase
Exons: 10
Coding region: 115-1638 (507 amino acids)
Biological process (GO): cholesterol metabolic process; sterol biosynthetic process
Cellular component (GO): membrane; endoplasmic reticulum
Molecular function (GO): flavin adenine dinucleotide binding; squalene monooxygenase activity
Source: RefSeq, a predicted model, not a curated record